AUGGAGGGUAACAACGACAACAUCAAGCGAGCAGCGAGCCUUCAUCAAAAUUUCGCUAAGUCGCAUAAAAGCGUGGGAAUAAGUUCUUCAAGUGUCAGCUUGCUUUUGGCUCCGGAGCAGUGGACUGGCUUGCAAGUCUACGGUGAAGAGGAAGACUGGCAGUUCUAUUAUGUGUGCAUGUUUGCGGACCGCGUCACUCUGAUGCGCUUCCGAGGAGGUGGUAUUGGUCAUUUAAUUACCCGAGAGGCAACGCGGAAGUUUGAAGAGGCAGAGUGCUUGGUGGGCUUCCGUCAGAUCCCCACAGGAGAGGUGUCCGAGGAUGUCCCGGAGUUGAGUGAUGAAGAGGGCGAGACUGAGGGGUCUAGCGAUGAGGAGGUGGAGGAAGUGGGGGAGGAGGAUGGUGUAUGGGAGGACAACAACGAGGGGGUGGCUGACGACCUGACAGUUGGCGACCUCGGCUACGGCCAGGCUGAUAAUCAGCAUCAGGACCGAUCCGGUUCCGGUAAUUCUCGCGAUGCUUGCAUCAUCCGCGCCUCUUCGGUUCUUGAGCAGAGCCUUUGA
Messenger RNA from Schizophyllum commune H4-8, 561 nucleotides. RefSeq lists its product as uncharacterized. The transcript is spliced from 6 exons. The record is from RefSeq and is a predicted model, not a curated record. The coding region runs from base 1 to 561 and encodes 186 amino acids. Lineage: Eukaryota; Fungi; Basidiomycota; Agaricomycetes; Agaricales; Schizophyllaceae.